This is a messenger RNA of Lottia gigantea (owl limpet), 1126 nucleotides long. RefSeq lists its product as hypothetical. The coding region runs from base 101 to 1126 and encodes 341 amino acids. The transcript has 6 exons. NCBI's taxonomy places the organism in Eukaryota, Metazoa, Mollusca, Gastropoda, Lottiidae. Gene Ontology annotation, molecular function: protein binding. The record is from RefSeq and is a predicted model, not a curated record.
AAAGUAUUUCCUUAAUUGUCUAUCCCGAAUCCUUUGAAAGUGUAUUUAUGACGGUUAUCUUAUUUGAGGAAAACAAACUAGUUGAAAAUAGGGUUACAUCAUGUCAAAUCCAAAAUAUAAGUGGGAGAAGUUAGAACCUAUGACAGAUAUUCGGGUAUUUACAACUUUGGUUCCUAAUGAGUCAUCAUUGUAUGCAGUUGGUGGAUGUGAUGAAAAGGGAACACCAAUUGACAGUUUAGAAGUAUAUAAUGAUGAGACAAAGAAAUGGACCAAAUUAGAAAGUAUGCCUACUAAAAGAGCGGGAGUAGCUGUAGUAAUAAUAGGGAAAAAGUUAAUAGCUAUUGGUGGUGUAUCAGAAACACAAACACCAUUAGAUGUCGUAGAAAUGUUUGAUUUAGAAGAAAAGAAGUGGAGUAAAGUUGAAACAUUACCUGAACCUUUAAUGGGUGUAUCUGUGAUAGUUAAAGAUAGCAAAAUUUUAUUGAUUGGGGGUAUGGCCAAGAAUACCAAUCCAAAGGAUUUAUUCCUAGAAUAUGACAUUGAUCAAAAUAAAUGGAAACAGUUACCGUCCAUGCCUUCACCUAGAUAUGCUUCAUCAGCAUUUCUUUUACAAGAUAAACUAUACGUUUUAGGUGGAAGACAAGGUAAACUACCAAGCUUAGCAGUUGACUGUUUUGACUUUACUACCAAUAAGUGGGAACAAUUAGAGAAUAUACCCAGUAAAAGAGUAUUUGCUAUGUAUGCUGCAACAGAUACCCAUUUAUUUAGUAUGGGUGGAUUAAGCCAUCCUGCCAGUAAAGGUUUUACUAAUACCUGUGAAGUUUACAGCAUUGAAAAAAAAAAUUGGACGGUUGGUAAUAAUAUGAUGGUAAAACGUGGUGAUUUUGCUAUUGGUGUCUGUGGAGGUAAAGUUGUUUGUGUUGGUGGAUUAACUAAUGAUGGAAAACCUACAAAUCGAGUAGAGGCUUAUGAUGUGAAGAAAAAUAAAUGGUUACAAUUAGCAGAUUCUGAACAAAGUCACAGUUCUUGUGGUUAUACUAUGUGGAAUGACAAGCUAUAUGUUGUUGGUGGACUAUCAAGUGAAAUGGGACCAUGUAAUUUUGCUGAUGUUUUAUAUGUUGAAUAA